GAAAAAGAGACGGACGAAGUUUAGGAUAACUUUUUUUGGAAACGUGGCUGCAAGAGAAAUAGCAAUCAAAAAUUACGAAAAUGUCAUCACCGUGUGAACUCUUGGAGUCUCUUGGGUGUCGUGGCUCUUUAUUGAGUCGCUUCAUACACACUCGAAAUAUGGAUCCCUAUCUGCUGUUUGACAGAUAAACAGCAUCCGGUUCCACUGGAAAAACUACCCAUGAUGUCGGUCGAGUUACUCUUCUUCUCCUUUCUUUAAAUGUCCUCGUGUGUUGGUGUAUUCACGAGGACCCCCUUUUCUCCCUAUCCCGUCUGGUGGAUUCAACUUUUCUGCAAAUGGAAUGGAUCACUUGUGGAUGGAUGCCUGGCUGAAUUUUCCAGCCUAAAAGGUAAGAAACAUUUAUCUCUAUUCUUCUCUUUUUGACUAUUGGGUAGCGUUGAUUAUAAAUCGUUAGAGAGUUCGAUUAUUCCUGAGGUAGUAGGGGGGUCAUUAAAUAACCAAUGGAAGUGGGAAACUUACAAUUGAAAAUUUAAAUUAAAAAAUAACUCUUGUACUGCAGAUAAGGGCGGUGUUAUACCACACAACUAUGUCUGUGGGUAAACUAUCAAAUGCAAAAUAUUUUAACUUUACACACUUCAAGCAAAGUAGGACUACAACUAGAACUUUAAGACCGAGAGGGACCUGCUAUUUGCUGAUUAUUAGUUAUGCAUCCGCAUCUGUAACUACCCGGCUAGAACUGAAGCACAAGACAAAUGAGUCGUUUGAAAGAUGUUCCAUUGACCUAAAAAUUUAGAGCAAAAGGUGGAGAUCUAUGAUAUGUCGCCUGAUGUUGAAGAAUUAGGUCACUAGCGGUCAGCUGCCGCCGAAACCAUCGUUUCCGGGAUCUUGUUUAUCUUCUGUUUAUCAUUCAUGCCAGAGGGAGGGCUUAUACUACUUUAUUCCUAUAUCCACCCUCCUCCUGUUCUAGUGUAGAAUAACAAUUUCGUUAAAGAUUAUGAACCCAUUACGAACAAUUAUAAACACCUAUAAAUAAAUUAAUUGAUUAUGAACAUAAACACAAAACUGAGCUAUCAUCCACAGCAGCCCAUUACUUGCUGUAAUUCUACAACUUAAAAAUGAUUGAUGCGUGCUUAAAUCUAAACGAAGGCACGUGUUUCAAAUAAAACAAUUAUUUUCGGUUAUGGAAUUGGUUUGUGCAUUAUGUGUAGCUCAUAUAAAGGUAAAGCUGUUAAUUAAUUUUAAAACAAAUUAAAACAGUGAAUUCUUAUUUGGUUUCGCCCAACAUCUACCGUAUUUUUGGAAAAUAUCUGCAUCCUGCUUUAGGUGUGUUACAUUUCAACCGUAGAUAAAAGAACCGCAAUAUUUGGCCGUAAGGUCAUCAGUCUCAUUAAUUCAUGUCAUACUUGCUGGACCAGUUUGAUUUUAUUUGCUUUUUUCGUACAUUUCCUAUGCGUUGCAAAAGGGCACAUUUCCCGUUAGAUCUCAAAUAGACACUGUCAUACAUUGCAGUUUCACACGGUGACGUCUCGUGUUAAUUUGCAUUGAGAUAUUUCCAUCCAGUUACGUUAGAUAAUUAGGCUGAAAAAAAAAGAAUAGAAGAAAUACAGGAGCGUCUGUCGAUUCCCUAUUCUUUUUUUUUGUAUUGGUUUUUCCCGGGUUAAAAGCGACACGUGGACAGGUUAGCCAGUUCGUCCAGCAAUGGAGGGGGGCAGGUGCACGCGGGGUUGCAUAAAAGGACAGGACGGUCACCGUUCUCACUCAGUUCGCUUCUCUGGCUCCAUCCACCUCUUAGCUUGACCGUCCUGCCAUCGAGGAGAGAUAGCAGUUGCAGUCGAGUGGAUUAAUAAGCUCAUUCUAAUUCGGUGAAAAACUGAUUAAAAUGUGGCAAACUUUGUUUAUCGUCACCGUCUUGAUUCUCCAAGUUACCUUGGCAGCACAGCCUCGUGAGUCAGACGAAAAUGAAAUAAAGGCCAAUGCAUUGCCGGAUCGUCUGGCCAAACGAGUAUGUUACUUUAGCAACUGGGCCGUCUACCGUCCUGGAAAAGGAUCGUACGACAUCGACGAUAUCCCCGGUGAAAUGUGUACGCACAUCAUCUAUUCCUUCUGCGGCGUUAGUAACGUCACCUGGGGUGUUCUGGUUUUGGAUCAAGAGCGAGACAUCGACAAUGGAGGCUAUGCCAAAUUUGUCGCCCUGAAAAACAAAUAUCCCAACUUGAAACCCAUGUUGGCAGUAGGCGGAUGGGGUGAAGGUGGUAAGAAAUAUUCGCAAAUGGCAUCUGUUCCGGCUCGCCGUCAAUCCUUUGUUAGCAGUGUCGUAGAGUACAUGAAUCAGUAUGGAUUCGAUGGAUUCGAUCUCGAUUGGGAAUACCCCGGCGCUGCAGACCGUGGAGGCACUUAUGCCGACAAGGAAACCUUCCUUGCCCUUGUUCGAGAAUUGCGUGCUGCUUUCGAUGCUGUUGGCAAGGGAUGGGAAUUGACUGCUGCGGUUCCAGUUGCCAAGUUCCGUUUGCAGGAGGGAUAUCAUGUCCCAGAGUUGUGCCAAUUGCUUGAUGCUAUUCACGUUAUGACAUAUGAUCUGCGAGGAAAUUGGGUAGGAUUUGCUGACGUUCAUUCUCAACUCUACCGACGACCUGGCCUUGAUCAAUACGCAUACGAAAAACUUAACGUGAACGAUGGCCUGUUGCUCUGGGAAGAAUUCGGAUGCCCGAGAGAUAAGCUUGUCGUUGGAACUCCAUUUUAUGGCCGCACGUAUACUUUGGGUGACCCCAAAAGCACCGAUUUGGGAGCAUACAUCGUCAAGUGGGCAGGAGGCGGUGAACCUGGUCCAUUUACCAAUGCGUCAGGAUUUAUGGCUCAUUACGAGAUUUGCGUGAAACAUCUGGAUCCAGCUGAUGGAUGGGUUAAGCGAUACGACGAUGUCGGCAAAGUACCUUUCACUCACAAAGAUCGCCAAUGGAUCGGCUAUGAAGACGAAGAUUCCUUAAAGAUUAAAAUGGACUUUAUUCGAGCUAGAGGAUACGGCGGAGCAAUGACGUGGGCAAUUGACAUGGACGAUUUCCACAACCUUUGCGGAAAGGGCCAUCAUUCAAUGAUGAAGGUUCUUUAUGAUGGAAUGAAAGACUAUAUUGUUCCAGUCCCACCUCCCAUGACAACUACUACCGCUGUAACAUGGUGGAAACCUUGGCGUCCCGAUCCCACAAAGUCACUUGACUCGGUACCGUCCACGACACAAAAGCCAAAAGAAGCAGUUAAGCUGGAAGAAACAGUUCAGCCAGAAGAAACAGUUCAGCCAGUCGAUGUCGCCGGACUAGAUUGUAACAAACAAAGUUAUUGGCCUCACGAAAAAUGCGCCAAGUACUAUUGGUGUGUUCAAGGAUCUCCACGUUUGCUAGAAUGCCCCGGCGGAUCUGUCUGGAAUAGAGUAGGAAACUUUUGCGAUUGGGCGAAGAACACGGACACUUCUACUUGCACACUCUAAGUUAACGAAACGGCUUUCACCCUCAAUCUAUUAAUAAAUUAUGACUGCUAAUUAUACCGGAUAAUGUAUGAACUGUAUGGAUGUGCGUACUCUCAACCAGAGAUGAAUAAAGGAUGGUUACCUGUUA
Molecule: messenger RNA, 3605 nt
Organism: Daphnia pulex (common water flea)
Lineage: Eukaryota; Metazoa; Arthropoda; Branchiopoda; Diplostraca; Daphniidae
Product: endochitinase-like
Exons: 18
Coding region: 1880-3478 (532 amino acids)
Biological process (GO): carbohydrate metabolic process; chitin catabolic process
Cellular component (GO): extracellular region
Molecular function (GO): chitinase activity; chitin binding
Source: RefSeq, a predicted model, not a curated record